This is a messenger RNA of Bactrocera tryoni, 4461 nucleotides long. RefSeq lists its product as uncharacterized. Lineage: Eukaryota; Metazoa; Arthropoda; Insecta; Diptera; Tephritidae. The transcript has 3 exons. Bases 799 to 3849 code for a protein of 1016 amino acids. The record is from RefSeq and is a predicted model, not a curated record.
GAACAGUUCGACUUUUUUGCUUAAGUGAUGACAGCUACGACAGUGUCUAAAACAAUAAUUCAGUGAAAAGCAGAGACACACGGAAAAUUUGAAGAAAGUAACAAAAGUAAUAUUACUGCAAAGAAGAAGCUAAAAGCAAGCGAUUAAAAGUAAAGUGCGUAAAAUUGGCUCGUUCAAGGUGCUUGGGAGCAUAUAUGGCUUGAACGCUUCAGGCCUACGUGAUCGGGUGUUUCACUUUCGAAGAAUUCUUCUAGUGAAACUUAUACAUUUGUGUGAUUCGCGUGAAAUCGCGCUGCAAGUGUCGCCACAGUCGAAGUUGCACAAUAGCCAGUGUGUUAAGAACGAUUAGGAAGAGUAAUUGGCGAUUUGCAAUCGUGCUUUUCUAUACAUUCUGGAAGUAUUGACACCAUCGCCAUUGACGGGUUCAACGUUUUGUGCUCCAUUCAUUUGUACGGCCGGCUUUACUUGUCUGCAACGAUCGCAGUGUCGUCUGCACUACUUGACGCUGUGGCAUCUUCGGUAUCCAUAGGAUCAUCACUCAACAGCACAGUGAUCGAACUCGAUAAAUUAUUGUGUACCAUAUAUACAGGCAGCCGAGAGAAACAAGAUUUUAUUGACCAAGGGGCGCUGCCAAACACACAAAAUACCAUCAACUACCGGCAAUAAUAACCACAGAAUCGACGACGACAACAACAACAACGACAAAAACAACAACCGUUUAACACGAAACAGAAAGCAAACAAGAAAUUCAGCUGCCACAACAAAAGUAACAGCAGCAAAAACAACGACGACGGCAACAUGACAUGCUGGAAACAAGUGCGCUGCGAUCUCGCGCAACAACAACGACAAGACACCGCUGCAGAGUGCAUCACCGGCAGCAACAAACACGGUGUGGCAGCAGACAUGAAUGGCACCAACGGCAAUUGCAGCUGCCAUAAACAAAGCCGUUGCAACAGGUUAACCUGUUAUCGCAAUGGCAACAGUAGUGGCAGCAAUCAUCGCCAAGCUUUGCCACUGUUCAUCACAAUCGCCGUUCUGGCGCUGGCAACGACACCUAUCAAUGCAGCUGUUGUACGCCGAUCUAUAGCAGAGACAACAACCGACUUGCAUUUUACCACGCCAAAUACACCAUUGGAAGCCGCAGUUGAAAUUGAUACCACCACAGUUGACACACCACAUUUAGCCGAUAAUCACACCGCUGUUGUGGAUGUUCAGCACAAUGUAACCGUUGCUAUAGCUGUGAACGAAGCGGAAACGUCAACGGUCAGCAGCGGUACUGUACGACACGAUAAUCCCAUAACGGUUUUGAGUAGGCCACAAGAUGUUAAUAAUGAAAUCGCGCAAGUCGUCAGCGAAGAGGCAACCACUAAUCUACGUGUAAAUCCAAAAUUCGAUUAUGCCGAAACUGUGCUUGACGAAAAUCUGGAGGAUUCCAUACGCAAUUCUGUGCGCAACGAAAUCGAAUUUGAACAAGACAUUGUGGCUGCACAAGUUCAACACCUACAAAAUGUAACGGAUGAGGAGGUGCGUCGCAAACUACGCGACGAAGUGAAGUUAAUACAAAGCGCGCUGCAGGAGAGUAGCACCAAGUCCAGUGCCGCGAUUGAUGUACUAGCAGAGUUAACAUCCACUUCCCCAGAUACUGUGCACGAGCAAUUGUCGACAACAGAAAGUACAACCCUUGAGCAUUCAAAAACGGCGAAUUAUGACCUCUCAGUACUGUUCCCCUUACAAGCCGAAGAGGCUGUUUCAACGGUCAAGUCUUUUGUGGACAAUCAACGAGGUGCCAGAAAUCUUAAUGUUAAUGGUAACGAAAACGGAGGAAUUUUAAAUGACAGCGGUGUAACGAACAUGCAGUUAGCUGAAGAAGAAGGCAUGCAAAAUAUUGAAGAAGACAAAGUUGAGGCUCAAGAGGGUUUACUAGCUGCAGAUGAGAGCUCAAUACAAACUAAAUUAAAUCGUAUAUCUGAGUCUGCGCUUUACUCACACGAAGCAAACGAAAUCGAUGAAGAAGGUUUGAAAGAACAAAAGGAGUUCAGCAAUGGGCCGGACCACCAAAAAAUGGAAGAUGAUACGGAGCCAGAAGGCAAAAAUAUCAAAGCAUCAACCGAAGUGCACUCAGUCAACGCGGAAGUGAAUAACGUAGAUAAUGAAGAUACUCAGGAGUCAGUGAAGAGCCAUGAAGCAACUUCAUCCAGCCUUUUGGAUGAAAACGAGAAUACAAGCCGAGAACAAGCAACUGUAGAAAAUGAAAAUGCAAACGCUGAAACAACAGAAAAGAGUUUUUCUGCAGCGGAUGUAGAUGAAACUGAGAUAACGCCUGCUGCCGCGGAUGAAUCAUCCUUAUCUAUAGUUUUAAAUGAAAACCUCACCGCUACCGAGCCUUCUAUGGUAUUGGCUGAAGAUCUGCCAGUAGAUCUCUUACACUUAGACGAAAGCGAUGCUCUAGCCAACGAAGAAGUUGGCACGACUGUUGAGCCCGAGAGUGUGAAAAGUGUGCAUAUUGUAAUUAAGAAACAGGGUGUUGAAUUAGAGGAGGGCGCACUUGAAUCUGUAACUGUUGAAUCAAUGGAAGAGACAACCGAUAGUGUGGACAUAGUUAAAGAAGAGCUGUUGGAUGAGGAGGAAACCACAGCAAAGCCCGCUGUAACUUUGGAAAACGUUGUAGACGGUGAAAAUGAACAAAGUGUACAGAAUGAUGAUGCGGCAAAGGAAUCAAGUUUAGAAUUAGAAAAUAAUGCCAACGAGCAGGCUGUUUCGGAACCUGUAGAGUCUCCUACUGGACAUGUUGAAGAAGAUACACAAAAUAACAGUGAAGAUGACAAACUUAACGAGGACAACAAUCGAAUUGACGAGGUAGAACAAGAAGCUCAAGAAUUAGAAAAUAAAAGUAACCUAACAACUAGCGAAGAGAGCACACAGUCUGAUGGCAAAGAGGAUACUCUCAACGGUAUGCAACACUUGAUAGAAAUAAACAUUGAUAUUGGAAGUCAAACAGAAAAGUCAACUACAAAUGAAGAUGGUCAAAUUCCAAGCGUUGAUAAGCUCGCAGAAGAAUCAACAAUUCUGCAAGAAACUGAGCCAGACAACGAAAUUACGCAAAGUGGUUCCACCACGGAGUCAAUAAUUCUACAAGAAUCCGUAGAUAAUGAAACUAAUCUGCAAAACAAGAUAACCCCUAAGCAUAUUUCUCUCCUGAGCACAACAUACAUACCAAACGGUGAGAUCUCACCGAUCUCCACCAGCACAACUGAGGGACAGUCGACGACGCUGAAAGAUAGUCAAGUAAAUGAUGAUGACGACAAUAGCACUGAUGACCCAGACAUUGUGCCGCUUCUGGUGGGUGUGAGUGCCGGACAAGGUGAUGUCACCGCCUCAACGAAAGGUUCACGUUCGAUCAACACGCAGACACAUCACACAAUGUUGUUGACACAGUUGGACGAUACAAUGGCGGCGACGCUCUUCGAAACCUUCCCACCACACAAUGCCGGACGCACUUUAAAUGAUCACAUGGCCGCUGAGAGUAAUGGUGGCAUUGGUAAACCUUUGCCUACACGCAGCAUAAACGAUGUGACAUCGGCUUCAGUCUUCAGUCGCUCCGGUCUAAUAAUUGUGAUUUGCUCCAGCAUAGCGCUCAUGUUCCUGCUCGUCUCGGUGGUGGCUUUCUUCAUCUCCUUCCAACGGCAACAUGGCACUUUGGAUAUUGAAAUGCAGGAGCAACGCUGUGGCAAAGACGAUCUCGAUGAGGAGGACGAGGAGGUGGGCACAUGCACGAAGUUGCUGGAAAUCGAGUUGCCCAAAUCAACGAUAGUGGCUGCGUCAUGCGAGGAGUUGGAGGAGUGUUUGUAGGGCAAACGAGAUCUAGAUUGCUCCAGAGAGAGAGAGAGGGAGAGGUGGCACUUAUUGUAAAUAAAGGAAUGCAGAGACUUCAACACACACACAUACAUAGUCAUAAACGCGUAUAUAUAUACAUACAUAUAUGUAGACAUAUAUAUUUGGUAUAUACAUGAAUUUGUUGUAUUGGCGGACGAAUUAGUUAUUUAGUUAGCAUAAAAUCGAAAACAGACUGUAAUUCUUAUUUUUAAUAGCAAUAUUAUUAUAUACGCUCGUGUAUUAUAUUUGUAGUAUGUAUAACAUUACGAUUGUUUUGCCAUAUUUUUCGAAUUCUUUACACACAUACACACAUAUACAUUUUUAUGUGAAUUAAUUAUCCAUGGAUUUUAAUGCAUUUAAAUUUUUACUAUGCAAUCAUGAGGAAGGAACUGAGAAAAGAGAACAAAGAAUUAUUAUUUUUUGUUAAAUUUAUAAUAUUAAUUGAGAUACAGUUAUUUAUUGCAUUACUGAAGUGACAUAUCAAAUUCGAAAAUCUUAGGUAAAAAAAAAAAAAAAAUAAUUUUGUAGCUUCGAAUUAAGUUAUUUCAAAUGCAUGAAGUUUAAAUAAAGAAAUAUAUUAAAAACUAA